GCUGGUGCCGUGUACCUUCACCUGGCCGAUUGGGCUGUCGAUAGGGGCCUUCAGGGCGUCCAUCUGGCAGGUGCCCUGGCAGAGGAAGGUUGCCGCAAGCUGGUGCAGAAGAGCGCCAGCCUAGACUUGGACGCCUGCCACCAGGUUCCCGCGCCUGUGCGCAGGAAGCUGAAGAAAUGGUCCGGGCUCGCGAGCCAGGCGAUGUCGCGAGAUAUUCCCCGCCCACCUCCUGAGGAGGUCGUGCGGCUGCGGGCCAGGAUCGCACCAGACCGUGUGCCAGUGCUGUGCGAACCCUCGCGGCAUGCGAACUUGCCGAAGAUCAGCCAGCGCAAGUUCGCUGUGCCGGGCAGCAUGCUCUGCGGAGAGUUCAAGUACAUGGUUCACAAGCACGUCAUGCAAGCAAUUGGCAAGCAGAGUGCAAACGCGGAGCAGACGCUCUACAUUUUCGUUGAUGGUGUUAUGCCGAAGAGCAGUGAUCGAAUGGGAGACCUCUACGAGCGUUGGAGCGCUGAUGACGGUUUCUUGCACGUGAGGUAUUGUGCAGAAAACACUCUGGGCAUGCAGCAGCGCCGUCAUUCUGAUUGA
Symbiodinium pilosum is the source of this 585-nucleotide messenger RNA. Lineage: Eukaryota; Dinophyceae; Suessiales; Symbiodiniaceae. The record is from the annotation of a GenBank genome assembly.